AUGGCGAAUGAGCCCUACGACUACACGCCCGUCGACGUGCUCAAUAUUAUGGAGCCGGGUCAGUCAGAGACGAUUGAUGACCUCCUAGACCGCGGCAAGACGCAACGAGUACAGAUCCUGAUCGGCACGGAGAACCCUCAACGGCUGAGGCAGAUUCCAGCCCGCCCUGAACAACUAAUACUUUGGGACUGGGGUAAAUCCUUCCGCGAGGGAAUGGCAAUCAGUUUCGGGGUGAAUUGGUACGACCGCAACUUCUUCGAGCGUCGUCGUGAUGCAUUCACGGAGCCGAAGCAUGCGGCCUACUACCGCCGCUUUGGCGCGGUUCCAGAGGACUUCGACAUAAAGCACUUCGUUGAAGGUGACCCAGGCUUCGACGAGGAAGUGGUGCACCACCGGGAGCCUCCAGCCAACGCUUUGAUUCCCGUCUCAGAGUAG
Messenger RNA from Coniosporium apollinis CBS 100218, 435 nucleotides. RefSeq lists its product as uncharacterized. NCBI's taxonomy places the organism in Eukaryota, Fungi, Ascomycota, Dothideomycetes. The transcript has 2 exons. The coding region runs from base 1 to 435 and encodes 144 amino acids. The record is from RefSeq and is a predicted model, not a curated record.